UAACAUAUUCAAUCACUCAUAAAUGUAAUGAAUGAAGCUUUUUGUUUAUCAUUCGAUUUACCAUGAGCAAGUGAUGAUGGUGACAGAAUUUAUUUCGCUAUAACUAAUGUCUGUAGUUUUCAUUGGAUUAUAUUAUUUAAAGCUGAACAUUUCUGGUUUGAAAGUGUUAUUGUUGAUGAUGAUGAUGAUCAAUAGGAAUAUGUUUGAUAACAGUUUUUACAUGAUGCAAAUUUUUUUUAUUAUUUUUUUUGUAUCUAUCUGGACCUAAUAUAUUACCUGGUAAUCAAAAGAAUUUCCGUUAAGACGAAGAUGUAUUUUUAUCAACAACAGAACUGUUUUAUAAUUCCGGUACAGCUCGUAGAUAUUCUUCCUUCGAAACUGUACGAAAAAAGCAAUGCUAUAUUUAUGAAGAUAAAGAGUAAUACUAUCUACAGUAUAUGUUUCGAAAAAAUUUGAUCUAUUAUUCAUAAGAAUAUUUAUUAAUUGUGCAGAUAAAGAUAUAGAUGAAGAUAAUGGAACAUCAGGUGAAAUUGAAGAACAUUCAGAAGAAUUCAUCACUGAAUGGCAAUCUAAUUUAUAA
Adineta steineri is the source of this 580-nucleotide messenger RNA. The record is from the annotation of a GenBank genome assembly. Lineage: Eukaryota; Metazoa; Rotifera; Eurotatoria; Adinetida; Adinetidae.